Messenger RNA from Diabrotica balteata, 2577 nucleotides. NCBI's taxonomy places the organism in Eukaryota, Metazoa, Arthropoda, Insecta, Coleoptera, Chrysomelidae. The record is from the annotation of a GenBank genome assembly.
GUUCCUCGUAGACUGGCGUUGCGAUAGUCUCGUGUUUUUGAGUUCUUUGCAAACUCUCUCGGCAGCGGAAGUUGACAGCCUGAUUUCAUGUUUUUGGCUUACUGAGCGGAAGCCAAACGUCAAAGUUGAUUUCUUGCUUCUACAAAAUAAUUGAUUAUCUGAAGCAACCUUAAUGUAUGGACAGUGAAAUCAAGGAUGUUUGAAGAAUGUUUCGGGAACGGACCAUUCAUUUUCAGAAUCAACGAAAAUGGUUCCGGGCCUAUGCUUUUAACACAGGUUUGUCUAGAGAGGGGUUGGAGAGAAUACAACGGUGACACCGAAGGAUGGAACCUAUGGUGGAGAACUUCUGGAUUUCCAGUUAGUCAUCACAGGAGCCUAUAUGCUUGGCAGUAUCUCAAUCAUAUUCCAAAAGGAUCAACAAUAUGCAGAAAAGACAAUCUAGUUAGAUAUUUAAGAUGCAUGCGAAAAGUAUACGGAUCGAUUUAUGAUUUUAGCCCCCAUGGGUACAAUCUUCCUUUAGAAUAUACCAAAUUAGCUGCCGAAUGUAGCAGAGGUAGGCCACAUAGUGGGAAAGAUGAUAUAGGAAAAUACUUUGAAGACAGGCCUAUUUGGAUCUGCAAACCAGUCGCUCAAAGUCAAGGUCGAGGAAUUUUUUUAUUCAGGAAAUUAAGCGAGCUUAACUACGACACAAAUACGAUAGUUCAAAGGUAUAUUGAAAAGCCUUUACUAAUAGGAGGGUACAAAUUCGACUUACGACUCUACGUAUGCAUUCCAUCAUACCACCCUGUAACUAUUUACAUGUACAGAGAGGGUCUUGCCAGAUUUGGCACCGAUAAAUUUAGCUUAAAUGAUUUACGAAACCCUUUUAGGCAUUUGACGAAUUCGUCGAUUAACAAAUUAGGACCUGGCUACACGGAAAUGAAGGAUCGAGUAGGAUCAGGUUGUAAAUGGACACUACGACAAUUACGAAGAUAUUUUCAACAGGCCGGCAUUUCAGACUGGUUGUUAUGGCAACGAAUAACUUCAUUAGUAAUCCUAACGGUACUAAGUCAUGUUAGUCAGAUUCCUCCCACUGUAAAUUGUUUCGAAUUUUUUGGAUUUGAUGUCUUGAUCGACAGCUCUCUAAGACCCUGGCUACUUGAAGUCAAUUUAAGUCCUGCUUUGAGCAACGAUUGUGAUGCUGAUAGAUUAGUUAAAAAACCAAUGCUGCAUGAUAUGUUUGAUCUCUUGGGUUUACCAUUAUACAACACUGGUUUAGCAAUCUUCGACAUUUUUUCCGAGGAAGCUAAUGAUAGUAAGGAAGAUCAAGAAAACUCCAAGUUGUCGCUAAUGAAUACUUUAUCGGUGGUAAAUGCAGCGGGAAGAUGGAGAAGGAAACAAAAGAAAAUGUCAGCAAUUCAUUCUAGGUCCAAUUCUGCCGUACGAAUCAAAAGUAGGGCUACAUCUGCCAACAAUUUUCAAAAGACUUAUAUAACAUUGCCAAAGGUUCACGUAGAUGUUCGGCCCGUAGCUUCUCCAAUUCAUAAUGGAACCAAUAGAGCAGUCUGUGAUGAAUAUAAAAAAUCAGAAUGUAAAAAUUGGGGAAAUGGUCGGGACUGGAACUUUCCAAAACCAAGAGAAGGUGGAUGGGUACGAAUCUGGCCUUUUGCAUUAGAAGUUCAGAACAAAACAAGCAAUGGCAAUAAUAAUAGUAACCAGAUAAAAAAUAUGGUCAACAAAGUCAUAAAAUUUACAAAGAAAGCCAAGGAAUUAGCUAAGAAACAUCCUGUGGCAUCUGAAUGUCAACUCAGCGAAUUUUUACAAGCAGAAAUGGAUAUGACUGGCGAUAUAUGGAUUCCUCCAGUUUAAGUGUUAAUUAAGUCAAUACAAUUGGACGUAUAUAAGUUUAUUUACGGCAUAAUAUAAAAUUGUAUCAAUGGAAAUAUUUCUAUUUCUUUUUAUUUUAGUCAAACAGAACAGCUUGAAAAAACAAGUUAUCCUAAAACGGUAAGAUCUAGGUAAACUUUUCAUCAUCAAAACAUGAAACACUGUGAAGAAUAUGCUUUAGUGAAAAGAACUCUAAUUAAAAUAAAAAUAUUUAAAAAUUAAAAACUGUUUAUUCAAAAUUACUGUCGAAGAUAUUUUUAUGUUAUACAAUGCUCACACUUAGGGUCGAAUAAUCGGAAUUUACAGGCAUGGAGAAUAUUAAUCAAUCAUUUGAUCACUUAAUCACAAAAUUGAGCUGGAUACAAUACUGUGAUACUCUAGAAAUAUAAAUAAAGAUAGUAACAAUAAAUUCCAAAUAAAGCUAAAUCACAUAUUGAUGCCGUAAUUUUAACUUUUAUAGGUCAAAUAUUUAUUUCCCGAAUCUUUUUUUGGUUUCGCCUUUAACUGCCUAUGCAAUGCCAAAAUAAUUGUUAAAAAACUCUUUGAUAUAAGAAAUAUUUGCCUUCGCGAAUAUUCAAUCUAUUUCAAGUUCGGUUUUUUACUUUAACUUUUACUUUAAUAAAUAAUAAUGUACCAACUUUCCAAUUUUAUCUGCUUACUCCAUGUUGAUUUUACGUUGUACACAGAAAACUUAUUCGUAUAAUCAUCACC